Messenger RNA from Phanerochaete carnosa HHB-10118-sp, 222 nucleotides. RefSeq lists its product as uncharacterized. The record is from RefSeq and is a predicted model, not a curated record. NCBI's taxonomy places the organism in Eukaryota, Fungi, Basidiomycota, Agaricomycetes, Polyporales, Phanerochaetaceae. The transcript is spliced from 2 exons. Bases 1 to 222 code for a protein of 73 amino acids.
AUGCGCGAAGGCGUACAACAUCCUGAAUACAUUAUUCGCGACCAGUUCUCGCUUCCCGCGGUCGUGACUCGCACUACACCGGUGACAACGAAGUUGAACGCCAUCGGCGAGGGCGGGACCAAGCGCCGGUCGCUCUCGCUCGAGAGCCGCAAGACGAACGCCAUCGAGUCCGCGUGGAGCAUCGCUUCACAACUGCUAGUAUCACUUUGGCCUCAGCUAUAG